AUGUAUAACAAAGGGAAGAGUGCCAAUUCAUCUAUCUUCUAUAUGCCAUAUGUAACUCUCUUUUUUUGGGUUGGGUCUAACAUGUGUAACUGUUGAUUGUCAUUUCACCUUGAAUUAGUUAAUGACCUUAGCACCAUAUUGCAGGUCCACAAAGUUGCAGCUAAUGACGUUGAAGCACUCAAAUCUCCACUCAUGAGAUUAUUUGAGAAGCGCGGUGUUAGCAAAUUUUUCAAUAUUGUGCAAUAUGAUGAUGAGAAUGAAGAUUAGAGACAGCAAGAUAUGGAUUUACUAUUCAAGAUAUGCAUUUGUUAUGAUUAUCAAAGGGGAAGAUUGCUGCAUUAGUAGUCGAUCUGUUGGCAUGGCUAUAAUAAUAUGAUUCUCUGAUGGCUAGUUUAUAUUUUUUGAAGCUUUGCUUAGAAAAGUUAACCAUUGCAAUUCCCUUUGUGGUAAAUAAAUGGAUUUGUUUGCAACGUGAUAUAUGUGAAACAUAGUAUAUAUAGGUGGUGGAAAUUGCCUUUGUAUUGUGUUCUGUGAAAGAUGUUGACAAGACUUUCUUGAACCCACAAUUAAAAUGUUGACAAGUAUCCUUGUAUUGCAUAUUUCAAGCUCAAUCUUUUUUAAAAGAUGCAGGGAUACAUACCAAAUCUCAGUUUUGUUCCUAAACAUUGAAAUAUAUAGAAAAUUUCAGAAAUGGAAACACUUCACAACUCAAAGUAGUUCAGCUCUUAUUUUAUUUAAAACUCAUUUCAUAUAUAUUAUGUAUCUCUAUAUCAGUUCAGCCUUAUUCUAAAUUGUGUAGGUUAUAUACUCUUAUUCUCAUUUUGCACCUAUGAUCAAUGAUUUGCUUCUUUGAAUUGAGAAGAGGUUGAUGUGGAAUGAAUGAGUUUGCUUAUAAACUAGAUUAAACUAGGAAGAAGUUUGUUUAUAAACUUAAUCGUUCGGCUUUCAUCCAUUUAAUGAAUGAGUUGUUGCACAACUGGAUGAGUGUGUAGGGUCUUGGUGUCUGAUAAAGAAACAUGCCAUUUGCACCUUUAAACUUGAAUGAUUGCAAUGUUCUGACUAUGGAUUGAAUAUGAUAGGUGUUGAGUUGUUUGCCAUUUGAGACUUACGCAUGUAACUUGGAAUUCAAUUCACCUGUAAGUAAAGGAAAAAUAUUUGUGGUCUCUUGGUGAUAACAAACUUACAUGCAUUCACUUUGGAUAUUUUAUUUUCAGGAUUACAAUGAUGAAAUUGGAGGUUGGAAAGCAAUGUUGGUUAACUGUCACAAGUACUGCAGUUCAACUACUUUCAUUUUCCUUUUUCUAUAGUUUUAUCAUUUUAUUAGUGCAAUGUUGUAUCUUUAUAAUCAUGCCUCAAAUUUCUGAUGCUUAAGUUUGUUUCGUUUCAAGUAACAAAAUGUAAUCUAGUUGCCAAUUCCUUACAGGUGUGGAAGGAUGUAAUCUAUAUGUUCCAUUCCAUCGAGCUCCAAUUUUUUUGGAGUUCUGUUAAGAAGUUUAUUCUUCAUGAAACAAAAACAUGAUCUGAAUAAUUUUCUAUUCUUCUUGCAGGUCUUGCAUCCACAGUCCAUGAGACUGGCUAGAGAAGAUGAUAUUCCUGUGAGGGUUAAAAAAAUUUACAACCCUAAAGCUCCAGGUACAGUCAUCACCCAUGCAAGAGAUACGAGCAAGCUUUGUUACAGUACAUGGAAAACUGAACUUCAUUGUUAUAUUUGUGCUCCAGGAUCUAGACUGUAUUUAUUUAUCUAUGUCUUAACUGCAGGCUGUACUAACUAGCAUCAUAUUGAAAAGGAAUGUGACCAUGUUGGAUAUUGUUAGCACUUGCAUGCUUGGUCGAUAUGGUUUUCUUGCUGUGGUACUUACAACUUUUGAAGAUUUUGGGAUAUGGGUGGAUGUCUUGCUACUAUUGAAGUCACUAUUGGAACUUGACCAUGUUGUGGAAGAACUGGAGAAAAUUGCUGUUGUCAAUCUUCUUCAGCACCGAUCAAUAAUAUCUCUCAUUGGAAAUGUGCAGAAAUCAUCACUAAUAUUAGAGAAGGUGUCACUAAUAUUAGAGAAGGUGUUGUACUGUGUUUUGCCAAGUACUUAGAAAGCAUUCCCUAUUUUCUUUUGUUCUCUGGUUGAUGAUAAGUGUUGUUCAAUUGAUCAAACAAGUUUAUCAGCUAUAUAUGUAUUUGAAUAUGGUAUUCAUGUCUUGGUGCAUUUUAUAUAAAAUUUAUUA
Molecule: messenger RNA, 2217 nt
Organism: Rosa rugosa (rugosa rose)
Lineage: Eukaryota; Viridiplantae; Streptophyta; Magnoliopsida; Rosales; Rosaceae
Product: aspartokinase 2, chloroplastic-like
Exons: 3
Coding region: 1798-2085 (95 amino acids)
Cellular component (GO): chloroplast stroma
Source: RefSeq, a predicted model, not a curated record